AAGAACCAGGAAUCCAGAGACGGCCAGUUAGGUCGUGAUAAGUGCUCCUCCCUCUUUGAAGUUUUCGUUCCUCUCACAUAACCGCUUUCCCUUCUCUGCAGCCCUCUCUUCUCCAUCGAGAUCUCCGAUCCGUCUCCUCCAAAUCGUGAAAAUUUCCCCCGAUUGUCCCCUCCAAUCUUUCCACCUUCCCAGCCGAAACCCUCUUCCAUCCAUCGACGCAUCGAAAUCAAAGCUAUGCCCGUCUCUCAGCCUAUCACCGGCGGCUAUCGCCACAGAUAUGCCUCCAAUCGUGGCGCCGUUGGGCCACCCUAUGGGAGGAUCAUCUCGAUCCCUGGCAUCUCCAAUCCUGCCGCUUCUUCCGAUCCCUGCAGGGAACUCCCCUUCCGUAGAAGACACCAAGAUUUUGUUCUUAACGAUCCCUACGCCGCCCCCGGCGGUCCGCCUCCUUUGAAGAGGAGGAGGAUGAGGUCCGAUGGUUUUACGUGGGACGGUCGCGCUGGUGGUAAUAUAGCGUCCACCAGUAGCAGUUCCUUUCUGCAGCCGCCUAGGAGAGGUGUUGAUGCGCGCUACGGUCCCCCAAGCGCCGGACAGAAUCACGCGCCGGUGAGGUCGGAAGGGGAGAACGCUGCUUUCGUGUCGAGGGAUGAGAUCGAAAGGUGCUCUCCGUCUCGAAAGGAUGGCAUCGAUCCCUUGCUCGAGACACAGCUGCGGUACUCCUACUGCUCGUACCUUCAGAAUCUCGGGAUGAGACUCGAGCUGCCGCAAACUACUAUUGGAACAGCGAUGGUUCUUUGCCACCGCUUCUUUUUCCGGAGGUCCCAUGCUUGCCACGAUAGAUUUAUGAUUGCGACAGCAGCUCUGUUCCUGGCAGCAAAGUCUGAGGAAACACCAUGUGUCUUGAACUCUAUGCUCAGGGCAUCAUGUGAAACUUCUCAAGAACUAGAGCUUUCUUACUAUCCAUACUUGCAUCAUAAGGAUUGGUUUGAGCAAUACCGUGAACGGGUCAUUGAAACCGAACAAAAGAUACUAACUACUCUGGAUUUUGAACUUGAAGUGGAGCACCCAUAUGUCCCUCUUGCAUCAGUACUUAACAAACUUGGACUUUCACAAUCUGUUCUUCUUACAGUCGCUUGGAAUUUUGUCAGUGAAGGGAGUAUUUUCGAAUGUUCGAAUUAUAUAUCUUUGAAUGUUGGAAUUAUAUGGCAAUGAUCUAAACAUGGGUCCGAUAUUGGUUUGACAACCGAUUGGAUUGGCAUACCGGGUAUUAUACCGACUUGUACCUUAGCAUGUUACUGAAAAUAUAAAAAAUAGAAUAUCAGUCAGUGCAGACUGGUUGGUACAAACCAGUUUGAUUGGUAUUUGAAACCUUAUUACAUAAUUUUUUUUUAUCUUUUAUUAAUAUGGUUUUUGUGUCUUGUCCUUGUACUACAAUAUUUCUGCAGGUCAUUUUUUCUUGUGUCAUAUUGAUUGUUUGAUAUGUCAUAAAUUGCAGGGUUUUCUUCACAAGACUAAUGUGCUAUAUGUGAUAUUCUUAGCUGGAGGAUAUGCGUUCAUGCAAAGCACUUUUUGACGAAUAGCAAGAGUUGGACAAAUAUUAGAUGAAAAGUAUUAAUAUGAUUUUGAAUUGGUUAUCACACAAUUAAUGGAUCUCAAGCACUUUGCAUCAUGGGAUCUCUAAUUAUUCUUCUUGAUUUCAGAUGCCUGAGAUCCUUUCCUGGUGACUUGGCAAUUAAACACUAAAGCCAGUCUUCCUAUUUUGUUCUUUGAUUUUCAUUUAAUUUCUUGCUUCCUGUAUUAUGGUCAGAUUUGAUAUCAUCGUCCUCCUGUGUCCCUCGAGUCUUCUACUAUCUUUUGUUUGUGUUAUUUUAGUUGCUCACUCCUGUUCUUUAGUGGAUCUUUUCUGUACAGUCCAAUUCUGCUCUUCUCCAAGUGUCAACUUUUAUAUACUAAUCACAAAGUUGAAACUUAUAGAACCAUUUUUUGUUUAUUUUCUCCUCUCUCUCUCUCUCUCUCUCUGCCUUCUGUCCUUCCAUAACUAACUGGAAUCAGAACCAAAUCUUAUCCCUUUGCAUCUUUUUUCAGCAUGCAAGUUAAAUGAAAUUUUUUACUUACAGACUUAACACAAUGAUAAUAUACCAGAGCCAGCAAUACUCUUAAGAAUAGGUAGUUCUAUAUAUGCUAUAAUACUCUAAGAGAAUGAUUAAGAACAUAACAUUCCUAAACUUUUGUAGCCAACAGUUUGCCAGUGAUGUCCUUUAUUUCUUAUUUGCAUUGAGGUAAAAACAGGUGUUUGCUAUGUCAUCUGUAUGAGUUCCAAACAGCUUCUUCUAGUAAGGUAUCUUUUUAUGCUAGUAAAAAUAUCAAUAUCCUAAAAUAAUAAAUUGUUUCCCAGAAUGUUUCAUUUACUAGUAUGAGCAUUGCAUGGUCAUCUACAGGUAUAUGUGUGUGGAAUUGAGGGUGAUGGUUGACCGAAAGUUGUUAUAGAUCUCUUGGCUUCCCACAACACCAUGAUGAUCUGGAGUUGAAUUUAAAAUGAUGUCUUGCUUAAGUUCAAUAGGCUGAAUCUUGUUCCAACUACUUAAGGACCAUCGGAUGUGUAAAUACACAUCUAUUAAUUGUUUUUGUUCAAAAUGAGGUACCAAUUAAUACUUCAACCUGCUCAUGAUUCUUGGGCAUGCAUUAGCUAUUCAGGGAAGCAUGUGCAUUGGUAUAUUUUUGCAUAAUGCAGGGUAUCUGAUUAGUUCAUGUUUGACAUACACUGAUAAGCAGAAGCUACAAGCAUCCAGGAGAGAUUUGUUUUCUCUCUCUUUGUGUCACAAAUUUCUACUACUUUCCUGAUUGAGUAUAUGGAUAAUGGGAGGGGGAACUUUGACGGGAGCAUUCCUGAGUUCAGGAAUUGGUGCAUAGUUACCAAAGACAUGCUAUAGUUUAGCUCUAACACAGAAUUUCAACUGAAGAUUCUCAGACUAUAUAUCAGCUGGACUGCUGCUUUGAUAUUUGGUAAGGAGUCUUUGGCAUGUAGGCUUGUUUGUUCUGCUCCAUGAUUCUUAUCCUGUCAUAAUUUUAUAUUUGUUAUCUCAUCCGUUUUGCUUAUGUUAAUUCUUGGAGCACGUCAUGUAACUUGGGACACUAAAACAUUGCCACAGAAAAAUGGUUUGGCUAUUAGCUUAUCAUCUUUAGCUUGUUAUUGCCCCUGAUCAUAACAAUGGACCAAUUGUUUAAUCAAAUGCUUAUGGUUUUAUAAUUUUGCAGAUACCGCAGUUCUCUUUGCCUUCAGUUUAAGCCUCGUCAUAUCGCUGCUGGAGCUGUAUUGCUUGCCGCCAAGUGCCUAAACUA
Molecule: messenger RNA, 3336 nt
Organism: Musa acuminata AAA Group (dessert banana)
Lineage: Eukaryota; Viridiplantae; Streptophyta; Magnoliopsida; Zingiberales; Musaceae
Product: cyclin-T1-3-like
Exons: 5
Coding region: 235-1209 (324 amino acids)
Biological process (GO): positive regulation of DNA-templated transcription, elongation; regulation of transcription by RNA polymerase II
Cellular component (GO): cyclin/CDK positive transcription elongation factor complex; nucleus
Molecular function (GO): cyclin-dependent protein serine/threonine kinase activator activity
Source: RefSeq, a predicted model, not a curated record